CCACACCAUGAGGCCUACUACCCCUCUCCUAGGACCGCUCUCGCGGGCCUCGGGAAAGCGGACUGGAGAAGGUGGAGGUUAGGUGUCUGGAGGAGGGUUGCUGAGCCCCAGGACGCGCUACCGCCGCGGAGAAGUGCCCGUACGCUUGGGCGGGAGCGCCGUGUGUGGUCCUUCGCGCAGCCAGGAGCCCCAAUUUUUAAAAAAAUGCUGCUGUGAAGACAUAAUUAUAUCUCUCACACAAAUGAAGCCUAUUAUGAUUUAGUGCCCCCAAAAGGAAGAACUUCAGUGGACAAGAAAGGGUAUUUCUGGGAAUAGUAGAAUGCUUGAGACCUGAGUUUAAGCUUGAGAUAUUGCCUGAAGAUAUGGUGAGAUCAACAUAUCAGGAGAUGACUGCCACUGAAAAUUAAGAUAGUUUAUCACUCACAGUUCCAGAGAGGAGGGGAGGCAUGCCACAUAAGACCGCACAAGAGAAAAUCAAGCUAUUAAAUAAUAGAAGAUGGAAUUGAAUAUAUCGGGAUGGAAGAGUCUAAUGAUUCAUUAAGAGUCAACCAUAAUGAUUCUGAAGAAUCAAAAAACGAUUCUCAGGUAUUUGAGCAUCUAACCUGUAUGGACUCCAGGGAUCCUUCCUUUGGACAAAAUGGUUCUCCUAGAAUUUUACCCAUCACCUCUCAUGAAGUAGAUAAUUCACUCACAUCACAGAAUAUACCAGGGGCCCUGACUCAGACACAGACUCUUUCUACAGAACAGUUUCAUCUAGUGGACCAAAAUGGGCAACCUAUUCAAUAUGAACUUCAGUCAUUGGGGAAUUCUAAUGAACAAAUGAUGAUUGUUCCCAGCCCAUCAGAAAAUGGACAGGUGCUGCAUGUAAUUCCAUCUAACCAGACAGGAAUGGCACAAGUGAUUAUUCCUCAGGGGCAGCUUGUGGAUGUGAAUAGUCCUCGAGAUGUCUCUGAAGAGAAACCCAGUGACAGAAACUUGGCAACCGUAAGAAUGGAUCUUCUAGUGGACAAUGCUAGUAAUUAUACUCUUCAUCCACAACCAUCCCUCACAUUGCCCAAAAAGACUGUGGCCAGAAUGCUUGAAGAACCAUUUCUGGCUCCACUCCAGCCACUUUCUUCUAAUACACCUAUGUGGGCCUGCCGUCUUAGGAGCUGUGAGAAAAUUGGAGAUUCUUACCGUGGCUACUGUGUAAGUGAGACUGAAUUAGAAAGUGUCCUAACAUUUCACAAGCAGCAGACUCAGAGUGUUUGGGGGACCCGCCAAUCUCCAAGCCCAGCCAAGCCGGCUACACGCUUGAUGUGGAAAUCUCAGUAUGUUCCGUAUGAUGGAAUUCCAUUUGUCAAUGCAGGGAGUAGAGCCGUGGUAAUGGAGUGUCAGUAUGGGCCAAGGAGAAAAGGUUUCCAGUUAAAAAAAAUCAAUGAACAGGAAAGCAGGUCUUGUCAGCUCUACAAAGCCACUUGUCCAGCCCGGUAAGCUUUAUUUUCUUUUUAUUUCCUUUUUUUAAAUAUUUAAUUUUUGAUAGCUAAUAUGCACAUUUCUAUUAAGUUUAAACAGUGCCA
Hyaena hyaena (striped hyena) is the source of this 1559-nucleotide messenger RNA. It is a transcript of the gene CARF, whose product is annotated as calcium responsive transcription factor. NCBI's taxonomy places the organism in Eukaryota, Metazoa, Chordata, Mammalia, Carnivora, Hyaenidae. Gene Ontology annotation, biological process: regulation of transcription by RNA polymerase II. Gene Ontology annotation, cellular component: nucleus. The transcript is spliced from 10 exons. The record is from RefSeq and is a predicted model, not a curated record. Gene Ontology annotation, molecular function: RNA polymerase II cis-regulatory region sequence-specific DNA binding; DNA-binding transcription factor activity, RNA polymerase II-specific. Bases 517 to 1473 code for a protein of 318 amino acids.